AUGAAGGACAAUCAAAGGCAGUCGUGUUCAUCCAUUACCGUCAACCCCUCCUCCACAACACCAAAGACCAAUCAGCCACCAUUGGUCCCAUUGCCCGCUUUUCCUGCUUCUCUCAAGUUGGCUUUGCCCCCUUUUUGCUUUGUAGUUGAACCAGCUCUUAUUGUCUUCGUGUUUCCCCUUUCGCUGUUUGUCUUGCUCUCUCUCAUGUGUGGUUGCAGGCACGGCCGGAAAGGCUGUGGUGGUUAUUGGUUGGUAUUGCACACGUUUGCUUGUUAUUUGUUGCCGCCUGCCGAUGCAGGCGUGCAUAUGAGAGACGUGGCUGUUUAUGUUCAAAUUGUACUAGCAGUGCGUUGUUGGGCACGAUAUUCUUCUUCACAUCAACAAUGCAAGCAACACCGAUAA
Messenger RNA from Salpingoeca rosetta, 402 nucleotides. RefSeq lists its product as uncharacterized. The transcript has a single exon. Bases 1 to 402 code for a protein of 133 amino acids. Lineage: Eukaryota; Choanoflagellata; Craspedida; Salpingoecidae. The record is from RefSeq and is a predicted model, not a curated record.